Messenger RNA from Ilex paraguariensis (yerba mate), 660 nucleotides. NCBI's taxonomy places the organism in Eukaryota, Viridiplantae, Streptophyta, Magnoliopsida, Aquifoliales, Aquifoliaceae. The record is from the annotation of a GenBank genome assembly.
AUUAAUGCUGGAGUGGCCGGAUGUUGCACAGGUCUUGCUCUAAGUUUUCCAGACUUGUGUUCUAAGAGUGAAUGUCAGCAGUUCAGGAUGGCAAAAGGUGGUUGCAGGAGUGGUCAAAAACACGAACGGAGUAUCAAAUUUCAGAAUGAAUGAAGAGGGAAUGGUUGAAGUGUCAGGGACAGUGGAUCCGAGCUUACUUCUAAAGAUACUAGCAAAGGCAGGGAAAAGAGCAGAGGUUUGUUGGUUUCAGUUUGGGCAAUGUUCUAGCAACUUGUAUAUGCCGCCGGAUCACAACGAUUACUAUGACUACGGCCACAAUGGUUACUGUGGGAAUUAUGGGUCCCAUGGAUAUGGAGGACUUGGUUAUAAUGGAGGAUAUGGAGGAAACAACUACUAUUCUGACCAUAGGUACCUCCAUCACAGAGGAUAUGGAACCCGUCCUCGGCCCAGACUUUCGUACCGGGUAGGACCUUCAUCCCCGCCCCUAGCCGAUGAAGGCGCUGGCUGCUGCAGUUUGAUGUGAAGUGGUAUAAAAUGGCUUCCUCAACUGUAGGUUUUCAGAGGCUAUUCAAAUAUGCAAAGCUAUAUAGCACUGGAGAUAUACAUUAUUCUUUGGUAAUUUCAAGUCUGUUUGGAGAAAUUUGAGGUUUUUAUAUUGAG